Drosophila teissieri is the source of this 779-nucleotide messenger RNA. RefSeq lists its product as uncharacterized. The coding region runs from base 20 to 706 and encodes 228 amino acids. The record is from RefSeq and is a predicted model, not a curated record. NCBI's taxonomy places the organism in Eukaryota, Metazoa, Arthropoda, Insecta, Diptera, Drosophilidae. The transcript is spliced from 2 exons.
AGCGCUUCGAGCGGUAAAAAUGGCUAGAAACCCAUUGCCGGUGCCGAGUAUCGCAGCCAUGCUCUCCUUGCUGUUACUAUGGACCUUCCUUGGAAUCUGCCAUGGCUUGGGAGAAGUCUAUCUGCCGGCGGAAAACGAAGUGUCAGCUGCUGGAAAACUGGCCACGGAGUACUUUACGUACGAGGCUCCAGCGGAGGAGGACCAGGUGGCGCCAUGGCAAUCGGCCAGGGAAUUGGCCAAGGUGCUCUCCCCUCCGCAACAGGUGGUGUUCAUUCGAACGCCGGAGACGAAUGUCUUUUCACUGACUGCCAAGCAACUGGCGGUGAACAAUCCACUGGACAUCUUUGUGCUCCACCGCCAGGCGGAUGCAGAUGCUCUGGCCAAGCAGCAGACUGCGAUACAACAGCAGGUAUCUGAAAGGCCAUCAGUACAUUUCGUAAAGUACAGAACUCCGGCGGAUGUUACCAAAGCUCUAAGCGCCUUGAGAAGCGAUUAUGAUCGGUUGCCAGGAAAUAGUAUUAGCCAUGCUAUAGAAAAAGCCGAUGUUCUGCAGCUCAAACCACAAACAACUGAGGCACCAGUGAUUUUCAAGAUCAGGCCAAAAGAUAGCGAUUACUACGAGACCCACGAGCCGGCAAGCGAAGUGGAAACGGCCAAGUUGCAGGCGCUAUUUCGGGAAUAUCUGCCACCGGGAAAACGACGUUAGUUAAGCUAUGACCUAUAGGCUGGUCCCAAAGAUUGUUUAAAGGUUAUUUAAAUUAAUUGUUAAUUAGUUAAAA